AGAUAAUACCGGGAACGGAGGGAGUAAUAAGUUAUUCAACCACAUCAAGUCACGCAACCGCGUAAUUACACACCAAAUUAUUUCACACGCUCUCUAUUUUCAACAAACUCCACUAUUCAACAAAGCUUUAUAUACGAAGUAUAUACACACAUCCAAACACGAAACAAUUCACUCAUCUAAUACCAUUUGAUUUACAUAUUAAUUGAGCCAUGAAGGGAGCCCAACUAAACGGAGCCUACUACGGCCCAACAAUCCCGCCGCCGGCGAACACCUACCACCGUCACAGCACCCGCGGCGGAGGCUGCAACCCCAUCAGCUGCCUCUGCAACUGCAUCUUCAAUUGCAUCUGCCAGCUCAUCUGCACCGCCGUCGUGAUUUUUGGCGUGUUGGUGGUGGUGCUCUGGCUCCUCUUCCGCCCAAACCAGCUCAAAUUCUACGUCGACGAGGCCACCCUCACCCAGUUCGACCUCCCUCCGACCAACAACACCCUCCACUACGACCUCGCCGUCAACAUGUCCAUCCGGAACCCGAACAAACGGAUCGGAGUCUACUACGAUUCGAUCGAAGCCUCGGCGUUCUACAAAGGUAAACGGCUCUCCACCCAAGAGAAUGUGGCGACGUUCUACCAGGGCCACAAGAACACCACUUCCUUCAAGAUCCAGCCUUUUAGGGGCUCGCAGGUUGUUUCUAUCAACGCCGGAGAUAGGGCGAGCUACGACGAGGAGAAGAAAGCAGGGGCCUACGAAAUUGAUGUGAAGCUGAGAAUGAAACUGAGGCUGAAGCUUGGGAGAUGGAUGAAGAUUGGGAAGGGGAAGACCAGAAUUGAAUGUAAUCUCAAGGUUCCAUUGAAACCCGCCGCAUCAAGCACCAAAUUUGAGAAGACGAGGUGUGAUUUGGAUUGGUAGAUGCGGCGUAUAUACAUACAUACAUUAAGUUAUGUAGAUUGUAGAUAACUGUCAGUUUAUCAUUUAUUUAUGCGCCCAUAUAUAUAUUCUUGGUAUUUGAUUGUUUUAUUAUUACCAUUGUACGAGUAUUGUUUUCGUAGACUUUGAGUCACCCAUUGCUGGGAGUUUAUCGUAGUUUACUGUAUAUAAAUAAACUAGAAGAAUGUGUUGCGUUUUUCCUUUUCAACUCGCCUUCCUACUUUUGAGUUUU
Molecule: messenger RNA, 1155 nt
Organism: Cuscuta europaea
Lineage: Eukaryota; Viridiplantae; Streptophyta; Magnoliopsida; Solanales; Convolvulaceae
Source: the annotation of a GenBank genome assembly